Molecule: messenger RNA, 4625 nt
Organism: Odontomachus brunneus
Lineage: Eukaryota; Metazoa; Arthropoda; Insecta; Hymenoptera; Formicidae
Gene: Drat
Exons: 4
Coding region: 247-1461 (404 amino acids)
Biological process (GO): alcohol metabolic process
Molecular function (GO): alcohol dehydrogenase (NADP+) activity
Source: RefSeq, a predicted model, not a curated record
GCGCCGACGCGACGAGUUAGUGCGUCUCGCGCGAUCCAUGAGAGCUGGAUUAGCAAUUUGCAAGUUGUCGUUUACCAAAAACAUCAUUGCGAAUUGCCGUCGUGAAAUUCGAAUUUGCGCUGAGAACGAUACGGACAGCAAAUCUCGCGCUUUGAUUAUUCACGGUAGUGCGCGGAAGAGUGCGAGAUUUAUUUUGAGUGAAAAAGUGAUCUUGAAAAAUAUAUCGAUCGCAAUUUUGAGUUGAUUAUGCCAGUCGAGUUGGACGCCAUGGCGCCUGUAGCUCCUGCAUCCUAUAAUGGGGAGAAGAAGAUGAAUAAGCUGUGUCGGCAGCUCUCGAUUGAGAGCCCUAGCGUGACCGGACGGGAGUGCGUAUUCAGCUUCGACGUGCCCGUGCCGGACGUACCGACGCACGGCGCCCGCAUCAGAGUGAUGUGUGCUGGAGCGUGCUACCAUCCUCGCCGUUCGCCGAGUCUGAACAGCCUGACGUCGGUGUCGAGUGGCAGCAGCCUGGUCACCGACGUGUCCAUGGAGAGCGACUACCCCGUGUCGCUGCCACAUCAUGGGGUGCGCGAUGCUGCUCUGUUCCCCGGCUACGAGGUCGCUGGUGUGAUCGAGUCGUUCGGUACUGAAGUGCCCGAGGACUGCGAGCUCGCAGUGGGCGAUCGUGUGAUCCUUUAUCCAUACGACGGCAUUCCUAACGGCUACGUCGAGUACCUGGUGGUGCACGACCUCAAAUACCUGAUUAAGAUCCCGGACAGUAUGUCGCUUAGCGUGGCGGCUAUGCUUCCGGCCGGCGCGCUCUUGGCAAUGAACACCGUCUUUGCAGCGCACGAGCAUGUGCAGGCACUGCUGAAGGAGAGAGGUGAGAAGAGCGUGUGCAAGAUUCUGAUAGUUGGCACAGGUGGCCUCGCUCUGUGGGCGCUCAGAAUCGCGUCGUAUCACUUCAGCAAUAUGAGGGAUAGAGUCACCACCACGGUGGCUAGUCUUAAGGACGACGGUCUUCAAAUAGCCCAGGAGUUUCAACGUCGACACGUCGGUUACAGAGUGAACGUGGUGCAGUGGAGCGAAGAUCUCUACGAGAAGCAGCUGAUCGAGCGUACGAUGGACGCGUGCCAAGGCCAGGUGGACGUGGUGAUCGACUUCGGUACGACAUCGCGCAACCUCCACCGCAGCAUGCAGUGCCUCAGCAAGGGCGGCGUGGUGUUCGUGAUCAAGGAAGUGGCUGACCGAUUGCUGCCCAAGUUCAGCCGACGAGCGGAAGACAGGCAGCAGUCUAUCAGACCGGUCGAGCCGGGUACUCUCGAGCAGCUGCGCGAGAUUGUGCAGCUGGUCGGCUCCGGCGAAAUCGAACCACCACCGCACACCGUCUACCCGGCCGAAGAGGCGCUCGACGUCGUGCACAAACUCUGUCACUCGGAGAUCCAAGGUCGCGCGAUCCUCCGCUUCUAUCCCGCGGAUUAAAGGAUCCAUCGCUGGGAUUACUAUUCGCGAUCGCGCGGAUUAACGGACAAAAGACAGAUUCGAUGACGACGACCACAACCACUGAGAAGUAGCCGAGACGGUGGUCCAACUGUCGAGAAUUGUACGGUAAUUGUAUGAUCAGCGCGUGCGUUUCCGGAGUCUCGAUAUGAAAUGUAACAACUCCGACAGAGUUGAGUUAUCAUGAGCGACAAGUAGUUCUGCCGAUAACCGGAGUUUAGAUUAGACGUGGUGAGACGACAACGUAUCGCGGUAUACGACAGCUCGCAGAUGCAAAGAGGAGAAAGAAUUGGUGGGGGAGUCUUUUCACAGAAUGAUAUUUGCUCGUUUUGACAUAUUAUUUUAUACGAUUUGAUCGCAUGAUGAUAAUUUUGAAGAACACGUUAUCCUUGAGGGAGAGAUCUCCUCAGCAUACCAAGGAGUCUUUCCCGCAGAUCUUUUUUUCUCAAACCUGCGAGGCUUGUUACGGGCCGAGACGGAACAUGACUUUGUGAAUUGUAGUUUUUUUGUUUGAAGAAACGAGCGAUUAGAUCUUGUACUACGCGAAAAUAGUCACGCGUUUUGCGUAUGUGGGACGUGUGUAAUGAGGACGAGAGAAAGAGAUAAUGCCAGUGUAACAAGAAAGCAACAUUAUUUCCAAUGACACUUUCUUUAUCUUCCAUGAAUGGAUGUGUAAUAAUUGCUUAAUGCGUAACAAAGUCGAGAAUAAGCGACGAUUUACAGGGUGUGACAUUAAUGGAUAAAACUCUGAUGUAAGUGAGGACGGUACUCUAUUUUCGUGUUUCGUCCUCUCGAGCGAAAAUUAAUGAACGGAGGAGACACACUUACGCAAAGCAAUAUAAUUAUUGCUCGACACGCGUCCCUUUGAAAUCGAAUGACGCGCAGAAUGGUGACGAUGAAAACUUUGACUUAGAUCGAUAUGAUGACACUUUCACAAAUUACCGAGUAACGGCAACGGUGAAUAGUCGUGUUAACGGUGACAUUUCAAUGAUUACAGUAAUGUGGCUCAUACGAGUACUUAAAGUCGUUAUGGUAAAAAUAGAAACAAUAGGAAGAACAGAUUCGAAACGAUUUGGGAUGAUCGUAUUAAUUAUACUAAUUCAAUGUACAUGCGUUGCGAUUGACAACGACUAUUUAAAGUUGCCGCACAAGAAAGGAUUGAAAAAGACUAUUUUUGCUUAAAACGGACAAACGAGCGAUCUUUGAGAUUUUCCUAACAAGACGUUCCAUUGAUAUCGCUAAAGGAGUGACGACAGUCCGUAUUUCUCGUCGCGCAUUUUGAAUUGCGAGUGUGAAAAUUCCAAUCGGAACCAGAUAAUUAUAAAUAUUUGCUUAUACAACAAAUAUAUAUAACAUAUGUAAUAUGUACUAUUAUCGCACAUCUCACCGAACCCCGUUAAAUUCUGAGUACGUGGCGAGAAUACAGGCUUUCCGGUUUCUUAUGUAAAAAACCGACGUGAAUGAAGAAUUUCAGGAUGAGAAUGAUUCACGGUAAACACGGUGAGAAUGCGAGACAAUGACCUCGUCGAGCGCACCAUUCAUCCGGUUAAGCGGUAUUCCUUACUGUAUUAAAGACAUUUGUCGCCGCUCACUUCAAUUAUCGAGAACGUCGUUCCCAACAAUUGCAAUAACCAGUAGUCGUGUCUUACGAUUAUUUGAGAUACGUGAAUCACGUCGGCUACGAGACUAUCAUUGUCGCGAGUGACGUUUCACGAUAAUCAGACAUCGUCGAGUGUGGUUGACGAAGCAUUGCAAAUUAUUACCGCAAUUCCCAAGCAAGUCCGAUAUUUCUCAGUACACUUCGAUGCAUACCGCGGUGAUGCCGCAGCCCAAGAUCAAACGUGUAUUUAGUGUCAAUUCAGAAGUAAUAAUCGAUCGAAUGCCUGUGUGAGCCUAGAAUAAGUUCUCUGUUUAAGAUAAGGAUGUCGAGCCGUUAGUGAAUGUCCGUUUUCUACCGUAAGAUAUGAGAUAUCGUUGCUCCGUAAUGAAGAGAUGUAAUUACUCGUGUAAGUUAAUUUGCGAUCAUCGACUUGAAACACACGCGGUAGGUAACGUGUCCACCUGAACUGAGAAUGUAACUAACGAAGUGCGAAGAAACUUUUCUGCAAGAUGCAUUUUAUAAUUAUUGAAAGCGAGAUAUGGUUACUGUGCCUUUGUAGAUGCUUCUUUUUCGAUUCUGAUACUUGAUAAGUAUAGGAGAGAAACUCUCUUUUUAUUACUAUAUAAAUAUAAUAUAUAUCUCUUCUCUAUGAUGGGUGCUUUCCAUUUAAUAACACAAGUCGACACAAGCAUCAUCCUAUCUUAGUUACUCAUUGAAUAUGGAACAAAGACAGAAUAAUGUUUAUGUCGACUUGUGUUAUUAAAUGGAAAGCACCCGAUAUAACACACACAUCCUGGUCAGUGGGCACAUUUCCUCAUGGAAAAGCUUAAAAAAAUCAGCUUGUUCGACACGAAUUCUCAACGACAACCGAGACUUUCGGUUGAACGUGAACGUAGAUUCACUCAAUUUUAAUGUUCUGUUAUUCGUCCUAGAUUCAGGUACAAUUGCCUCAUUGCGUCAACAAUAUGUCAUCUUACGGUAUUGCACGGAUAUUCGCGUGAGACGCUAUGUUACUUCGUUAGGAUUCUACCCGAUAAGACGGGGAAUGUAUUUAAAUCGUAGUUGCAUCGUAGCCAAGAUCGCAUUCGGUUCUAGAAACUCGAAUCGCGUUUCGAGGUCGAAAGGAACAGGCGUCCUACAUUAAUCGGGCACAUUCGUGAUAUCUGACGGCGCUUUAUCAUAAACCGGCACGAUAGGAGCAUAACUCGCAAUAACGUUAAUUUGAUCGAGCGUAUAUAUUCGCGUCCGAGAUGUAUCUCUCGUUGAUUGUCGUUAUAUCCUUAGAUCAGUAUUCACCUUUUCGUUUAGUGUAAGUUUAGCGUAAGUCGAUUCGCGUAAGGUCACGGCGAGUCGCUGUAUCUCGAAAGACUGUUUUGUUUAUUUAAGCAGUAUGUAUCCUCUUAUUUUUUGUAACGUACAUUUAGGGCGCUUAGCGUCGUAGUACACGCCGCAUCGUCAUGUUAUUGUACCUACUACUGUUGAUUGUAACGAUAAACGAUUAUAUUACGGUAAUAAUAUAACCGAUAUGUUCUUUUCUCUUUUGUAA